Molecule: messenger RNA, 3025 nt
Organism: Nicotiana tabacum (common tobacco)
Lineage: Eukaryota; Viridiplantae; Streptophyta; Magnoliopsida; Solanales; Solanaceae
Source: RefSeq, a predicted model, not a curated record
UAUUCUAUCAUGAGACAACACUGAACACCGAAUAAUAUAUAAAGUUUGCAUAGAAUCUAAACACUUUUUCGCUCUCGUCCUCUCCGCAGAAAGCAUCCAAAAGGCCAAAUACAGAGGUGAUGCAGAGGUACAUGAUUUUCAUUUGAAGGAGAGGCAGAGUACGAGAAAGUAUUGGGCUUGUAGAGGGUUACACGGGGUAUCAUUAACAAUGGUUUUCAAGCCAUUGGAUUGGUACUGCCAACCAGUGGCAAACGGUGUGUGGUCAAAGGCUGUCGAAAAUGCCUUUGGUGCUUAUACCCCAUGCGGAACAAACACUCUGGUUAUCUCUGUUUGUCAUCUAGUCCUUUUAGCCUUGUGCUUAUACCGACUAUGGAAAAUGACAAAAGACCUCUCAGUCCAAAGGUUCCGCUUGAGGUCAAAUUACUAUAACUACAUGCUGGGUCUGUUAGCUGCUUAUUGCACUGCUGAACCUUUGUUUAGAUUGGUCAUGGGAAUGUCAGCCUUGAAUGUAGAUGGACAACCUGGUCUUGCCCCAUAUGAGAUAAUUUCUUUGACUAUCGAGGCUCUUGCUUGGUGCUCUAUGCUGGUGAUGAUUGUUCUCGAGACGAAGGUAUAUAUCCGUGAGGCCAGGUGGUCUGUUCGGUUUGGAGUAAUAUACAGUUUGGUAGGGGACGUGGUGAUNUUAGAUUCUGAUAUGAACAGAUAUACUCACCCGUUUGAACAAUCUCAUUCACAUCUUUCUCUUUUCUUGCUAAUCAAAGCUGUUAUCUUUAUCUGCAGAUCAGUACUGUAUUUGUACAUCAGUGAGGUUGCUGUCCAGGUAUUGUUUGGAUUGUUGCUGCUGUUUUAUAUUCCUAAUAUGGAUCCUUAUCCCGGCUACUCCCCACUUCGAAGUGAAUCUUUUGAUGACACUGCAUAUGAAGAACUUCCUGGAGCAGAGCAGAUUUGUCCGGAGAGGCAUGUCAACAUAUUUGCAAAAAUUACUUUUUCAUGGAUGAAUCCUCUUAUGCAACUUGGUUAUAAAAGACCAUUAACAGAAAAGGAUGUGUGGAAACUGGAUACUUGGGAUCGCACUGAAACUCUGAACAACUCGUUUCAAAAGAGUUGGGCAGAGGAGGCUCAAAGACCUAAACCAUGGCUUUUAAGAGCUUUAAACCGUAGUCUUGGUGGAAGGUUUUGGUGGGGAGGCUUCUGGAAGAUUGGAAAUGAUGCUUCCCAGUUCAUUGGACCACUUAUUCUAAACCAACUCUUACAGUCUAUGCAACGAGGUGAUCCAGCAUGGAUAGGCUACAUCUAUGCAUUCACGAUUUUUGUUGGAGUGGUGUUUGGAGUUCUGUGUGAAGCUCAGUAUUUUCAGAAUGUCAUGCGUGUUGGAUUUCGCCUCAGAUCUACUUUGGUUGCAGCAGUUUUCCGGAAGUCUUUGAGGUUAACCCAUGAAAGUCGUAAAAAGUUUGCAUCAGGAAAGAUAACCAAUUUGAUGACAACAGAUUCGGAAGCACUUCAGCAAAUAUGUCAGUCACUUCAUACUAUUUGGUCAGCUCCUCUUCGAAUUACCGUUGCAUUGGUUCUUCUUUACCAGCAAUUGGGGGUAGCAGCACUUCUUGGUGCACUUAUGUUGGUUCUUAUGUUUCCAGUACAGACAUAUGUUAUAAGCAAGAUGCAGAAACUGACAAAAGAAGGAUUACAGCGAACAGACAAGAGAAUUGGUCUCAUGAAUGAAGUAUUGGCUGCGAUGGACACAGUAAAAUCUUAUGCAUGGGAGAAUAGUUUCCAAUCUAAGGUUCAGGGUGUUCGGAAUGACGAGCUGACUUGGUAUAGGAAAGCACAAUUACUAGCAGCGUUGAAUAGCUUCAUUCUGAACAGUAUUCCUGUUGUGGUGAUUGUCAUCUCAUUUGGGGUAUUCUCGUUACUUGGAGGAGAUCUAACACCAGCAAGGGCAUUUACAUCUUUAUCCUUGUUCGCGGUGUUGCGUUUUCCGCUUUUCAUGCUUCCUAAUAUAAUAACACAGGUUGUUAACGCAAACGUAUCGUUGAAACGUCUAGAAGAGCUUCUCUUAGCAGAAGAAAGAAUACUUCUACCCAAUCCACCUCUUGAGCCUGGACUUCCAGCCAUUUCAAUCAAGAAUGGAUGCUUUUCAUGGGAAUCAAAGGUAGAGAAACCAACAUUGUCAAAUAUCAACUUGGAUAUCCCAAUUGGUAGUUUAGUAGCUGUUGUAGGGGGCACUGGAGAAGGAAAGACAUCGCUAAUCUCAGCAAUGCUUGGAGAGGUUCCUUCCGUUUCGGAUUCAAUGGUUGUCAUAAGGGGAACAGUUGCUUAUGUACCGCAAGUUUCAUGGAUUUUUAAUGCAACAGUACGUGAAAAUAUACUGUUUGGUUCUGCAUUUGAUGCUGCAAGGUAUGAUAGGGCCAUCGAUGUGACCGCAUUACGGCAUGACCUUGAAUUGCUUCCGGGUGGUGAUCUCACUGAAAUUGGUGAACGGGGUGUGAAUAUUAGUGGAGGGCAGAAGCAACGAGUAUCCAUGGCUCGGGCUGUUUAUUCCAGUUCAGAUGUUUGCAUAUUUGACGACCCAUUAAGUGCUUUGGAUGCUGAUGUAGGCCGCCAGGUUUUUGAAAGGUGCAUCAAGGGAGAACUGAAAGGAAAGACCAGAGUUUUAGUCACAAACCAGCUACACUUCCUGUCACAAGUAGACAGAAUCAUACUGGUGCAUGAUGGUAUGGUUAAAGAGGAAGGAACCUUUGAAUAUCUCUCAAAUAAUGGGGUACUAUUUCAGAAGCUGAUGGAAAAUGCGGGGAAAAUGGAAGAGUAUACAGAAGAAAAGGAAAACAAUGACAAUGACAAUGACAAUGACAAUGACAAUGACAAAUCUUCAAAACCUGUUGCUAAUGGUGAGACCAAUGGGGUAUCUAAGAAAGUUGGAAAAGAUAGUAAGAAAGGAGGAAAAUCUGUUCUUAUUAAGCAGGAGGAACGGGAAACUGGUGUAGUGAGCUGGAAAGUUUUGACGAGGUAAGAUUAAUACAAUGAUCUG